UUAUGUGUGAGAAAAAGCAGCCCCGCUCGAGAGUGGGGCUGCUCUGUAACUACCGGUAUCCGCUGUAAACUCAACGAAGACUCUCUCAUCUACCACAGCAGAACCAGCAGCCAUUGUUGAAGCCUUACUUUACAUUUUCAUCUCUGUUGUCCAGAUAGCAGAUGCAACCUGGGCCUUAAACCGCCAUGGCAGGGAGCAAGAGAAAGGCGCCUGAUGACGCGGACCCCGGUACCCAGCAAAGCCUGACUCUCGACGAACCUGACCCAAGCAUCCGUCCAACCCCCGGUCGGCCCCGUCCUCCGUCCCCGGGGCGGGCCGCCGAUGGUUACUUCCGGCAGCUGUACGAAUCCGAACCCGACUUUAACCAGCUCGCAAAGCAAGACUCACGCUUUGCUGCCCCUCCAGAGCAAUGGGCAGCUCGACUUCACCGACCCAGCAGCCACCAUGCAACUGACAAAGACCUUGUUGGAAGUUGACUUUGGCCUGAAACUAAACUUGCCCGACGACAGAAUGUGCCCACCGGUAUGCCUCGCUGAUCCAAGCCGACGCAGGGACUUUAUUUUGUUA
Molecule: messenger RNA, 567 nt
Organism: Parathielavia appendiculata
Lineage: Eukaryota; Fungi; Ascomycota; Sordariomycetes; Sordariales; Chaetomiaceae
Exons: 2
Coding region: 186-476 (96 amino acids)
Source: RefSeq, a predicted model, not a curated record